Molecule: messenger RNA, 962 nt
Organism: Onychostruthus taczanowskii (white-rumped snowfinch)
Lineage: Eukaryota; Metazoa; Chordata; Aves; Passeriformes; Passeridae
Product: olfactory receptor 1030-like
Biological process (GO): sensory perception of smell; G protein-coupled receptor signaling pathway
Cellular component (GO): membrane
Molecular function (GO): olfactory receptor activity; odorant binding; G protein-coupled receptor activity
Source: RefSeq, a predicted model, not a curated record
CACACAGGGGAUUGAAGGCAGCACCAAACACCUGCAUUAGGAUGGCAGCCAAAGGAAACGGAACCACCAGUGCUCACUUUGUCCUCUUGGGAUUCUCUGAGCAUGUCCAGGUUGUCCUGUUUGUGGUGUUGCUGGUGAUCUGUGUGAUCACCCUGCUGGGGAAUGUGGCGCUGCUGGUGUUGAUCAGGCCGGUUGCCCAGUUCCACACCCCCAUGUACUUCUUCCUGAGCAGCCUGUCCUUCCUUGACCUCUGCUGUUCCUCCUGCAUCACUCCCAGGCUGCUCCGGGAUCUCCUGGAUGAGGACAAGCCGCGUGAGGCCGCGUGCCUGACGCAGUUCUAUUUCUACGUGGCCUUCGCCACCACCGAGUGCUGCCUCCUGCCUGCCAUGGCGUACGACCACUACGAGGCCGUCUGCCACCCCCUGCUCUGCUCCCUCUCCGUGUCCCGAGGGAUCUGUGUGCUCUUGAUGGCCGGCUCCUGCCUGGCUGGGGUCACCAAUGACGCCCUGCACACGGGCCUGGCCCUUAAGCUGAGCUGCUGCAGCCCCAAGGUCAUCGGCCACUUGUACUGCAAGAGGCUCCCGCUCAUCGCCCUCUCCUGCACGGACCCCGCGCCCAGCGAGCUGGGAAUGUUCAUCACGGCGGGCUUCAGCCUGGCUGCCACCGUCCUGGCCAUCCUCCUCUCUGCUGCUGUGCUGGGCACGCGCUCGGCCGUGGGGAAGCGCAAAGCCUUCUCCGCCUGCGCGUCCCAGCUGGCUGCUGUGGCGCUCUUCUACGGAUCCCUGGUGUCCGUGUACGCCCAGAGCAGCUCCAGGAGCUCCCCAGAGUGAGACAACGUGGCCUCUGUGUUCUACACCAUGGUGAUGACCAUGCUGAACCCCUUCAUCUGCUGUCUGAGGAACCAGGAGGUGAAGGCCGGGCUCUGGAGACUGAUGGGGAGGAAACACUCAGCUGAAAAAUAG